Messenger RNA from Aphanomyces astaci, 754 nucleotides. RefSeq lists its product as hypothetical. The record is from RefSeq and is a predicted model, not a curated record. Lineage: Eukaryota; Oomycota; Saprolegniomycetes; Saprolegniales; Verrucalvaceae. The annotation marks the transcript as partial. The transcript has a single exon. Gene Ontology annotation, molecular function: zinc ion binding; carbonate dehydratase activity.
UUCCCACCCGACGAUAAAAUGCGAUGGGCUAUGCCGACGACGGUUUUGCUAGUGCUGGCGGCUUUGUCAUGUGUAGCGUCACUGGGCCAACGCCAAUCUCCUAUUGACCUCAUGCCCGCGCAAGCUCAAGUUGCGCGUAACAACAACGGGAAUCUGCUCCAAAUCCACUUAGGCUCUGCACCAGGAACGUUGGUGCACAAGGGCAACACCGUGCAAGUCGACUGGUCAGCCGGGCCGAAGUCUCGCCUCGUGUUGGAUGGCAACUCGUACAAAGCGCUUCAGUUGCAUUUUCACGCAGGCAGCGACCACCGCGUCAAUGGCCACCAGUUCCCCCUUGAAAUGCACAUUGUGCAUCAAUCUGUGACCGACCCUACCCAGUUGGCAGUCGUUGGCGUGCUUUUUGAAGUCUCGACCCACAUGAAUCCGUUUUUGACCCAGUUUUUCCCCCUCCUUCCGCAACAUCCAUCAGGAAAAAUGCCUCCCAUCAAGCAACUCCGAGGGAAAUUGCUGGGUAUUCACCGAGGCCACCAAUUUUACCGAUACUCAGGCUCCCUGACAGCAGGAAGUUUCAGUGAAAACGUCGAAUGGGUUGUGCUGUCCACACCACAACCGAUCUCCCAUGAGCAAUUGAACACGUACUUGCGACUAUUUCCCAAAUCGUCGGCGCGUGACACGCAGCCACUGCACGGUCGAGUUGUCACGUUGGUUGAACUAUAACGAGAGCGGUUCUAAUUGAUAAAGUGCCGUAUUAUUG